Messenger RNA from Chanos chanos (milkfish), 1413 nucleotides. RefSeq names its product G-protein coupled receptor 61-like. The transcript has a single exon. The record is from RefSeq and is a predicted model, not a curated record. Gene Ontology annotation, molecular function: G protein-coupled receptor activity. Lineage: Eukaryota; Metazoa; Chordata; Actinopteri; Gonorynchiformes; Chanidae. Gene Ontology annotation, biological process: G protein-coupled receptor signaling pathway. The coding region runs from base 1 to 1413 and encodes 470 amino acids. Gene Ontology annotation, cellular component: endosome; signaling receptor complex; plasma membrane.
AUGGAGCCGCAGUGGAACUACUCCACAUCAGCCCAGUGGGCGGCCAAUGUGUCCAUCUCACUACCUUCUGAGGGAGGAGCUCUGUCCCAGUCAUUAGCCCUGUUGGCCAUGCUCCUAAUGGACUUGCUGGCUGUGAUAGGUAACGCAGCUGUCAUGGUCGUCAUUGCCAAGGCACCACAGCUCCGAAAGUUUGCCUUCGUCUUCCACCUGUGCCUCGUGGACUUGCUGGCGGCGCUGGUGUUGAUGCCUCUGGGCAUGCUCUCGAGUCGAGCCUUCUUUGGAGAUGCGCUGUGUCGGAGCUACCUCUUCCUAAGCGUCUGUUUUGUCAGUGCCGCCAUUCUCUCCAUCUCUGCCAUCAACGUGGAGAGGUAUUACUAUAUUGUACAUCCAAUGCGCUAUGAAGUCAAAAUGACUCUGGGUCUGGUAGGUUCAGUGCUAGCCGGAAUCUGGGUGAAAGCUCUAGCCAUGUCAGCCCUGCCUCUACUGGCCUGGGCCUUCCAGGGCGGAAAGAGCCCGCUUCUGGAGGGAGGAGGUGGUGGGGUUAGCGGGGGUGUAGCAGCAUCCCCUACUCAGGGACACAGACGUUGCUCACUACACUGGACAGGAGGUGGGACCAAUCGCUUGGCCUUCAUGGUACUCUUCACCGUGGUAUACUUUCUAUGCCCACUUCUUGUUAUCCUGGUGGUGUACUGCAGUAUGUUCAAAGUGGCAAGGGUCGCAGCCAUGCACCACGGACCGCUGCCCACCUGGAUGGACACACCGCGACGCCAGCGCUCCGAAUCCCUCAGUAGUCGUUCCACCAUGGUGACCAGCUCUGGGACGGGCACAGGAACAGUGGCCGGCCGGGGCACUCCACAACGACCUUUCGGCGGAGGCAAGGCAGCAGCGGUGCUUGUCGCUGUAGGUGGGCAGUUUCUCUUCUGCUGGCUACCUUAUUUCUCCUUCCACCUGUACUCAGCGCUGGCCUCAGCUCAGCCUUCGACACUUGCCCCUCUAGAGGAUGUGGUCACGUGGAUUGGUUACUUCUGCUUCACCUCGAACCCUUUCUUCUAUGGCUGCCUGAACCGACAGAUCAGGGAAGAGCUGGGCAAGCACCUUCCCUGUCUUUUCCGUCGGCCAGCCGGCGAGGACGAGGAUAGGCUACCCAGUAGAGAAGGUUCGAUUGAAGAGAACUUCAUGCAGUUCCUCCAGGGCACGGGCUGCAAUCUGGAGCCCCAGGACUCACAAAGCACCUCCAGCCCCAAGGGUGAGCCUCAUCGGCCCGUAGGCCAUGCCCAGUCCCAGCCCACCCACCCUCAGCAGCAGCAGCCUAUUCCCAUUGACUUCCGCAUUCCCGGACAGAUUGCAGAGGAGACAUCAGAGUUCUUAGAGCAACACCAGAUAAAAAAUAAUCUUAUCGUCUCGGACAGCUGA